Molecule: messenger RNA, 210 nt
Organism: Sphenostylis stenocarpa
Lineage: Eukaryota; Viridiplantae; Streptophyta; Magnoliopsida; Fabales; Fabaceae
Source: the annotation of a GenBank genome assembly
AUGGUGGGCCUCGUGGCUACAGCUGGUCCAGUCGUGUGCAUGCGUUGUAUCUUAGGGGUGUCGUCAAGUUCGCCGUCAGCUUGUCCCACGAAGAGCUCCGUUCAUAUCUUUUCCCACAUGUAUGGUUCAUAUGUUGUCUUCCAUGAUCGCAACCCGAAACCGGUUCUAACUGUGUUGUACUCCAUGCAUGGUCGAGGUAAAAAUUGGUAG